AUGAAGGCCUCGACUGUUCUCCUCGGGAUUUUCUCGCCCCUCGUCAUCGCUGCUCCAGCUACACCCGCGGACUCCAAUCUUGUUGAAAGACUCUCCAUUCUAGCCCCGGUCUGUCAAGGAACUCCAGUAUGCUGCUCGGGUGAUGUCAUCAGCGGCGUAGUUUCUUCAAACUGCGUAGCACCUGUCACGCCUCCCAUCACCACUCUUGGGUUUCAAGCUGCCUGCCUGAUCGAUGGGAACCGUAUUGCCCGGUGCUGUACUAUCAGCCUUGUAAGUUUUAAAAUCGUGGUUCUUACUGUGCUGUGGCUAAUUUCCAAAUACAAGGCUGGUUUGGCAGUCCUUUGCAAGGCGCCCGGCACCUAA
Messenger RNA from Colletotrichum paranaense, 363 nucleotides. RefSeq lists its product as uncharacterized. Bases 1 to 363 code for a protein of 120 amino acids. NCBI's taxonomy places the organism in Eukaryota, Fungi, Ascomycota, Sordariomycetes, Glomerellales, Glomerellaceae. The transcript is spliced from 2 exons. The record is from RefSeq and is a predicted model, not a curated record. Gene Ontology annotation, cellular component: extracellular region.